Molecule: messenger RNA, 1389 nt
Organism: Owenia fusiformis
Lineage: Eukaryota; Metazoa; Annelida; Polychaeta; Sabellida; Oweniidae
Source: the annotation of a GenBank genome assembly
CAGAUUCUUUAGGCUUAUUGUACACACAUAAUAUAAACUACGAGGCUGAGUUUCAGAAGCUAAGCCGCCAACGGACUAGGCAUGUAAUGAAGGUUGAGUUGAGCUGGAGCCGAGUGGUUUAAACAAGAGCAUUGAAGCAAGCUGUAGAUAUACUCGCAAUUAAUGGAGGAAUUUCAUACAGAUAUUUAAUGAGUACCAUUCUGCCGUAGUGUUAUCAUUAAUAUUAUACUGACAAACCAAUCUAAGCAAUUUAAAAGAUGUUGAAGCUUAGCCAAGUUGUGCAAACUCACUAAUCAGGCCAGGUGAACGUUGGUAUAAACAACGCAUCUACAGAUACAGAAAUAAUGGAACGAUAUCAGCCAAAGGAAACUAAUAGCAGAAGGUCAACGGAAUUUACUGUCAAUGGUGAGACACGAUACGUCACAGUUCGAAGGAUGAAUCUCACCCAAGAUUACCAGGCCUCUCCAGAUAAUCAAGGUGAUUGUUACGGCAAUAAUAGGCAAGAGAAACAAACGAAUAUUGCAAGGAACGGUGAUCAGCCUCAAACAAUGACAAACCUUAACGUUGACACAAAAUCAACAGCUAACACGAACCAUUUCUCAAGUCCGCCGAUGAACGUGCAGUUAUCGUCUCCGUUAAGCCCAAGGAGUGAACUAAACAACAAUGUGACGCGACAUGUAAAGUUUGUUCAGCAUGAGAGUUCGGAAGGACAAGACCCUGGGGCCUAUAGGUUGCAUAAACUCUUCGCUGACCAGCCACAAUUCCCCCUCCUUGUUAGAAGCCUCGAGAGACUCACGCUAGAUGGCGCAACCUAUUCGUGGAGCCCUAUGACCACAGAUUCGACCACAGUUAGAACGUAUAUGAGCAUGCUCCCUCCAGAAAAACGUCCCUUUGAGAAAUCAGACGGCGAUGCAGAGCGUAGAAGGCAGUUGCAGCGCCAACUGCCCAUGUACGACCUUGACCCCACUCUCUGUGAUAGCCCAACUGCAUAUGAACUUAAGAAACAUGGAGAGUUUCUCCAUAAGGUCAAAGCCAUUGUCGCUGGUAUAGGUGAAGUGAAUGCAAUUACAACUUCGAACGAAUGGGUGUGCAGAAAAUGCCAGCAGUAUUUGGUGAAGGGAGAGGUUGGUGUGUUUGUGCAUAAAACUAACUUAUCCAUGUGUUGGCACCCGGCCUGCUUCUGCUGUACCACGUGCAAACAUAUCCUGGCGGAUCUCAUAUUCUUCCACAAGGACGGGAACAUCUACUGUGGACGUCACUAUGCCCAGAGAGUUCGGCCCCGCUGUUCAGCGUGUGACGAAUUGAUAUUUUCCAAGGAGUAUACUCAAGCCGAGGGACAGAACUGGCAUGUUAAACACUUCUGUUGCUGGCGAUGUGACAGACCACUGG